AAUUUGAAGUCGGUCCAAUUGUUGGCGAUCAUGAUCAAAACACCGGAGUCCAUGGCUUCGGCUCGUACGAAUUUGGAGGUCCAACUCAGCGUCGGGCAACUCAACUCUUCCUAAUUCCAACCUCCCUUCGAUUCCCUCAAUCGCCUCGUUGCCGCAUUCAAGGUGCUAUCUCCACUUCUUCUCUUGUGAUUUAGAUUUGCCCUUUAUGUGCCAUAGUGCCGCAUCUUUGUCAUGCACCUCUCUCUGUUCUGUAUUUUUGACUCAAAGGAUGUGUGGGAACUAGGGCAAUGGCAACAUCUAGCAAGUUUGAUCCUUCUUCCAAUAGCCCAGAUAGACCAUUGUACCCUGGGCAACGUGGAUCCCACAUAGCUGCUUCAUUAGAUAGAUCAGGUAGCUUUCGGGAAAGCAUGGAAAAUCCAAUUCUGUCUUCUCUUCCUAACAUGUUAAGAAGCAGUUCUCCAGCAAUGCAUGGGGAUGUGGAGAGCUUCUUCAAUUAUGUGCGUUUUGAUCCGAAGUUGUUAACACUAGAGCAUAAGUCUAAUCGUCAAAUGGAUUAUAAGCGACUUGUUAAUGCUGCUCUUGGAAUUUCACCUGAUGAAUCUCCAUCUAGUUCUUCAAAAGGCAAGCUACUGUCGUCUCCAGUACCAGAAGACCUGAAACGACUCAAGGAAGUUUUGGGUGGAAAUGUUGUGAAGGCAAGGGAACGUGUGAAAAUGUUUAGUGAGGCUUUAUCUGUAUUCCAUGAAGUUUUCCCAGCUAUAACAUCAAAGAAAAGAUCUCGAGCUGAAGGUUUUUCUAAUGAGCGUUCUAAUGCCAUGUUAAGUGAUCGGCCAGUCUUGGGGCCGAGCAUAGGUAAGGUUGGAGUUCAAGGUCAUCCUGCCACCGGUGGUUUUGAACUUGAGCAGCAAAAGUCAGAAGAACGUACCAAAAAUGUUGUUCCAAACAAGCGCACUCGAACUUCUAUGGUUGAUGUAAGGGUGGAUGUGCGGACUAAUUCUCUUGCCAGGCCAUUAGGGAGUGUUGACAGAGAUAAGGAAAAGCUACGGAUUGCCAACAACGGUGUAGUUCAGAGUGAAGAGCGAACCUUACCUAUUGGAGGUGAUGGUUGGGAAAAGUCAAAAAUGAAGAAAAAGCGUUCCUGCAUCAAACUUGAUGGUUCUCCAAGUACAACAUUGACUAAACCUGUUAACACCUUCCAAGAAACUAAACAGGGAGUGCAACAAAGACUUGCUACUGAUUCGCGGUCAAAAUUGAGUAAUGAUUCUCAUUCUUUCAGGCCAGGAGUUUCUAAUGGAACUGUUGGAACUGGAAAAUCAGAUGGUAUCUCUCAACAAACUGGCUUGGGCAUACGUGCCUCUACCCCUAGAAACAACCAAGAUAAUAAUUCCCUUGUCAAUGAUAGGCGUGGCCGUCCUGUUAGUUCAGACAAGGAAAGGGUGAAUUUCAGAGCUGUAAACAAGGCUACUGCACGUGAUGAAUUUAAUUCAGCUAGUCCUACCUCAAGUGCAAAAAUGAACACUGCUAUUCGAGCACCACGGUCAAGUUCAGGAGUUGCCCCCAAGUUGUCACCAGUUGUCCAUAGAGCAACUGUUCAUAAUGAUUGGGAACUGUCUCAUUGUUCCACAAAGCCCCCUGCUGCUGGUACUAACAGUCGUAAACGUGUGGCAUCAGCACGGGAACCUGUUGUCCCCUGGCAGAGACCGCAAAAAAGUUCUCGCACUGCUAGAAGAACAAAUUUCAUGCCCAUUGUUCCAAAUAAUGAUGAAAUUCCAGCUUUGGAUACUGCAUCUGAUGUGACUGGUAAUGAUCUCGGGUUAGGAUUUGCCAGGCGCUUGGCUGGCAGUUCUCCUCAGCAAAUUAGACUAAAAGGUGAUCCUUCAUCUUCAGCUGCCUUAUCUGAAAGUGAAGAGUCAGGGGCGGCUGAGGUUAAACCAAAAGAAAAGGGUCGGAAACAGGAAGAGAUAGAUCUGAAAGCUGGACAAAAUGUUCAAAAGGUGUCUAAUGUGGUAUUGCCAACUAGAAAGAAUAAGCUUGUUUCUGGGGAAGAACAUGGAGAUGGUGUUCGGAGGCAAGGGAGGACAGGACGUGGUCAUUCUGCCACAAGGUCACUGAUGCCAAUGACAUCUGAGAAGCUUGGGAAUAUAGGAACUGCAAAACAACUUAGAAGUGCCAGGCAAGGAUCUGAUAAGAAUGAAAGCAAGGCAGGUCGUCCACCAUCUAGGAAACUUUCUGAUCGUAAGGCCUAUGCACGUCAAAAGCCUGCUAUUAAUGCAGCAGCAGAUUUUUUUGUUGGGUCAGAAGAUGGACAUGAAGAGCUGCUGGCUGCUGUAAAGGGUGUUAUCAACUCUGCUCAUGCCUUUUCCAGCCCCUUCUGGAGGAUGAUGGUGCCUUUCUUCAGUUUGAUAACUGAGGAGGAUAUUACUUACUGGAAGCAAAAGGUAAAUCUUGAAUCUAGCACACUGACGCCAACUCCCAUUCCUUCAAAUAUUGAUGGUUGUGAAACCAUUGUUAAUGGAUAUGGGUUGAUGGACCAUGAAAGAGAUGCUGGAUCUGAUGCUCAAUGGAAUGCCGGAAGUAUUUCAGAACAGCUACAACUAUCUAAGGGAGAUCAUAAUGUUAUUCCUCUCUGUCAAAGGCUUAUAGCUGCUUUGAUCUCAGAGGAGGAGUGUAGUGGUGGAAGUGAACACUUCAAGUUAGAUGCAUAUGAUACUGAAUUUGAACCUGAUGGGGAAUCUGAAUUGAGUGGUUUGGAUCACCACUCAGGAACAAAUUUUCAGUUUGCUUGUCAUUCUUCUUAUAAUGGCUAUAGGGUUAUGGACAAGCUGAGACAUGAUGAAACUGAAAGUGAUGUAGUUGGUUUCCCUCCAACUGGAUUGAAUUCAAGCUUUGGUAACUCUGUAAACGGUUUUCUUCACGAUAAAGCAUUAAUGUCUAGCUUCACCUGUUCAGAGUUACAAUAUGAUAGCUUGGACAUAAAUGAUAAGCUUCUCUUGGAGCUUAAAAGUAUUGGAAUUACCCCAUCACCAGUGCCUGAUAUGUUGCAAACAGAUGAUGAAGGAAUAUUAGAGGAUAUUACUAGGUUGGAGGAGCUUUACCAAGGACAGAUAUCCAAGAAGAAAAGCUUGCUAGAUGGAAUAUUCAAAUCUGCCUUAGUGGAUAAAGAACUUCAAGAAAAGGAUUUUGAGCAACGUGCUUUAGAUAAACUCGUUGUGAUGGCUUAUGAGAAAUACAUGGCUUGUUGGGGUCCCAGUCCCUCUGGUGGGAAAAAUACAAGCAACAAAAUGGCCAAGCAAGCUGCAUUGGGAUUUGUCAAACGGACGUUGGAGCGAUGUCGUCAAUAUGAAGAUACUGGCAAGAGCUGCUUCAAUGAUCCUUCAUUCAAGGAUAUGUUCCUUUCUGAAUCCUCAAAACUAUAUGCUUCUUCCCUUUCUCUGGAAGCAAGAACAGCUUCCAUGGGUUCACAACAGAGUCCAUCACAGUUUAGUCAGAAUAUGGAUAAUCAUGAUCUAAAUUCAUCAGAUAUGCUUCCUGCUUUAAAUCAUUCAUCUGAACAAACUAGUGGGAAGGAAGAUCUCUGGUCAAAUAGGGUGAAGAAGAGGGAAUUGUCCCUUGAUGAUGUUGGUGGUACACCAGGUAUUUCUGGUGUUCCAGGCAUCGGAAGUUCUGUAUCAAACAGUGCAAAAGGAAAGAGAAGUGAGAGAGACAGGGAUGGAAAGGGGCACAGCAGGGAGGUUCUAUCCAGAAAUGGAACUACUAAAGUUGGUAGACCAACAUCAUCCAGUGCUAAGGGAGAUAGAAAAUCCAAAACAAAGCCUAAGCAGAAAGCAACUCAGCAUUCUGUUUCUGUGAAUGGUCUCCUUGGGAAGUUAUCAGAGCAACCAAAACCAGCAUUACCUUCUGUUCAAAAGCCAAAUGAAAUGCCUACAAAUAGCAAUGCAAAGGAGAAGGACGAGUUUGGCUUGGGUGGAUUGGACGAGCCUAUUGAUUUGUCCAACCUGCAGUUACCUGGAAUGGAUGUACUCGGUGUUGGUGAUGAUCAAGGUGGUGAUCUUGGUUCCUGGUUGAAUAUUGAUGACGAUGGAUUACAAGAUCACGAUGACUUUAUGGGUGGCCUUGAAAUUCCAAUGGAUGAUCUUGCGGACUUGAAUAUGAUGGUUUGAAGCUGCUUUUUUUGUAUAGUCCUGUUCAGUAUACCAAUAACAAAGGAAACAAAGUAUGUUGAAGAAAUGACUAGUUAUAUAGGAUGGUCUAAUGGCAAAUCCCGUCCACAAUUAGGUUAUAUAGAUUCUUUGGUAGACUCUUCCCUCCAAGUUGUUUUUGAGUGACCUUUCCAGGUGUUUCGGAUUUUGCUCGUGUUAAAGUUCAUGACUUCCACUGUAAAGAUCUUUUUGUUCAAGGUACAAGUUAGCAUUCCUAGUAAUUAUAUCUUAGCAAACACUUCCUGGUUGUAGCUCUUACAAAUCAGAGAACAAGACCCUUUGUACAUACAUUUAAUAUUUCUAAUAAAAUCAGCUAUUCAUUUGCUGAAA
Cajanus cajan (pigeon pea) is the source of this 4529-nucleotide messenger RNA. RefSeq lists its product as uncharacterized. The record is from RefSeq and is a predicted model, not a curated record. Lineage: Eukaryota; Viridiplantae; Streptophyta; Magnoliopsida; Fabales; Fabaceae.